AUGUCAUUGCGCAAUUCUACAGAGUCGGAGGAAAAGAAUGCUGAACAGACCACCGUCUGGACGGAGACGCAAACGGCGAAUUCGACAGACCCACGAUACUUUGUCAAGGAUCUCGACUACACUCCCCAGGAAAAGAGUGCGGUCAUCCGUAUCCUUGAUCGUCGCCUUCUCCCAGUCAUUUUACUGACGACCUUUGUCCUCAACAUGGACCGCACCAACAAUUCUAAUGCCAUCUCGGACAACCUACCUGGAGAUCUCGGCUUCACCAUAGACACAGUCAACACUGCAACUGCGAUCUACUCUGUCUUCUUUUCUUUGUUCAGCUUUUCUGGAGCUGUGAUGGCAAAGAUAGUGGGCCCAGCCCGAUUUUUAGGGAUCCCCAUCUUAAUGUUCUCUUGGGGUUUAGUGACUCUUGCCCAUGCUCUCAUCAAGGAUCGUGCCGGCUAUCUCACCGUUCGCGUCUUUAUUGCCGUCACGGAGGGCGGGGUUAUUCCAGCGACGUUGAUCUACUUGGGGAGUUUUUACAAGGGAACGGAGCUGUCGACACGAUUAGCAGCAUUCUGGGGCACUCAGGCUAUCGCUAGUGCAGUCAGCGGUCUCAUGGCGAGCGGUCUGCUUCGAUUGCGAGGCCGUGCUGGACUUGAAGGAUGGAAAUGGUUAUUCAUCGUUGACGGGAUUAUCACUCUCGUUGUAGCGGUUGGGAUAUGGUUCUACCUUCCCCGGAACGUGACAAAAACGACAGGUGGCUUGCGGGGCUUUAAACCUUGGUUCAGCGAGCGCCAGCUUCAAAUCGCAGUCACUCGCGUUAUUCGCGACGACCAAUCUAAACGAGAAUACGAGAAACGAGCUACUAAACGAGAUUUUUGGGAUGCGGCGAAAGAUCUUGGGCUAUGGGGACACAUGCUGAUCACAAACGUAACCUUGACCCCAACAAACCCACUUGGAACUUACCUCCCAACCGUGAUCAAGAGCUUUCAUUUCAACGUUUUCGUGUCUAAUGCUCUCACGGCCCCACCAUACGUCCUUCAGUGUAUUAUCAUGAUUUUGGUGAUAAGGCACAGCGACAAGGUUCGGGAGCGAGGGUUUCAUGGUGCCUUUGGCAGCUUCUGGCAGUGUAUUGGAUGGGUGAUUCUCCGAGCAAUGCCGGAUUCAGCCCCACGGGGUGUCAAAUAUUUUGGCGCUAUAAUUGUCGCAUCCUGGCCUUACAACCACCCACUGAAUAUCGGAUGGAUGUCUGAAAACACAGGGAGCAUCGGAAAGCGAACUGUAGCUUCUGGAGCGGUCAUCUUUGCGGCGAAUAUAUACGGUGUCUGGGCUUCUCAAAUAUACCAAGCAUCCGACGCACCGUUCUUCAAACGUGGCAACUCGGCCAACAUUGCUAUCGCAGGCUUCACUACCAUAAUGUGGAUCGUUCAAAAAUAUUACUACAAGCACUUGAACAGGAAACGCGAGCGAGAGUAUGCCGCACUCUCUGAAGACGAGAAAGCCGCCGAAGACCGUCUGGUGCAUGAGAAAGGGAACCAAAGCCUCACAUUCAAAUAUACGACUUGA
Messenger RNA from Mycena indigotica, 1551 nucleotides. RefSeq lists its product as uncharacterized. The transcript has 17 exons. Gene Ontology annotation, molecular function: transmembrane transporter activity. The record is from RefSeq and is a predicted model, not a curated record. Lineage: Eukaryota; Fungi; Basidiomycota; Agaricomycetes; Agaricales; Mycenaceae. Bases 1 to 1551 code for a protein of 516 amino acids. Gene Ontology annotation, biological process: transmembrane transport. Gene Ontology annotation, cellular component: membrane.